This is a messenger RNA of Hevea brasiliensis (rubber tree), 1416 nucleotides long. Its product is annotated as acyl-CoA--sterol O-acyltransferase 1-like. Bases 38 to 1288 code for a protein of 416 amino acids. The record is from RefSeq and is a predicted model, not a curated record. Gene Ontology annotation, biological process: lipid metabolic process. Lineage: Eukaryota; Viridiplantae; Streptophyta; Magnoliopsida; Malpighiales; Euphorbiaceae. The transcript has 2 exons.
GUGUGGAAGUUCUACCCUAAAUUCUUCCACCAUAUAUAUGCACAAGUCAAAAAGAGGUGGCUUAGAAAACAACCUUUCAAACCCCUUUCUCCAUGGCGUCUUCCUCACAAAGAACCAAGAUCAAGAACAAGAUAAGAGUAGUAAAGAAAAGAAAAUAAUGGAGAGCGAUGAAAUGCAGAACUUCAUUAAAGUAUGGCUUGCAGUUAUCAUUUCUCUAUGUCAUUGUUAUGCAAUUAGAAACAUUAUUCCUAUAGGGAUCAAAAGACUACUCUUUGUUCUCCCGGUUGUUUGCCUCUUUCUUUACCUUCCUAUCAAUAUCUUCUCUCCUCAUCUUGGUGGCACUACUGCCUUUUUCAUUGCUUGGCUUGCAAAUUUCAAGCUCCUCCUCUUUGCUUUUGGUAAAGGUCCUCUUUCUGCAGAUCCAUCAAUUUCUCUUCCUCUUUUUGUGGCUGUUUCUUGCUUACCCAUCAAGAUCCAUAAGAACCCGCCACCCAAAACGCCUUUAAAUCAUCAAAACAAAGAAAACCCACCUCCAAAACCAUAUCAAAAUGGCCAAACCAAAGAAACCCCAUCAAGAAAACCAAGAGAAGGCCCUCUAAAUUAUGCAAUAAAGGGUAUAUUAGUGGCCAUUUUGGUACGUGUUUAUGAUUAUAGUGACUAUAUCCACCCAAAAAUCAUUAUAGUUCUCUAUGCCUUCCAUGUCUACUUCUUACUUGAGCUCACUCUUGCCAUAAGUGCAGCCCUGGCUCGAACCAUGCUCGGCAUAGAGCUCGAACCACAGUUCAACGAACCCUACCUCUCCACUUCGCUUCAAGAUUUCUGGGGCAAGAGAUGGAACCUCAUGGUAACUCGCAUACUACACCCUACCGUAUACGAACCCACACGCAACUUCUGCGCGCGUGUCAUUGGCAGAGAGUGGGCAACGCUCCCAGCUGUUUUCGGAACAUUUGUGGUGUCAGCAGUAAUGCACGAGCUCAUGUUCUACUACCUGGGGCGCGUGAGACCCACGUGGGACAUCACUACGUUCUUUCUUCUACAUGGAUUCUGUUUAACCGCGGAGAUUGCUCUAAAGAAGAUGAUAAAAGACAAGUGGCAACUGCCGGGGUUAUUGUCUGGAAUCUUGACAGUUGGGUUUGUCAUGACGACAGCGUUUUGGCUGUUUUUUCCAAAGUUCAUGGAGUGCAGGAUUGAUGUUAGGGCGUUUGAGGAAUACGCGGCACUAGGAGCGUGGGUAAGGAAUGCGAGUGAAAGCGCAUUGCGAAUUUGGCAGGGUGAUAGACCGGCAUGAUUUAGUCUCAAAGAAAAAAUGAACGGUUCUGAUUUGCUAAUGCUGUGUUCUUUCUGAUCCCAUAAAAAACACUUUGUUACGAGACAAUGUCGUUUAAUACAACGUAGUAAUCAGAUUUCAUAGUCUUA